AUGGCGUCGCCGCCCCCCGUAGAAGACCAAGCUCGUCUGCUCGAAGAUGCCCUCGCCGUGGUGCGCCAGCAGACGAUGCUCAUGCGGCGGUGUCUCGAGACGCCGGGCAAGUUGAUGGAUGCGCUCAAGUGCAGCUCGACACUUGUUUCCGAACUUCGGACCAGCAGCCUCGGCCCGAAGCAGUACUACGAGCUCUACAUGGCCGUCUUCGAUGCCCUGCGCCAUCUCGCUGUCUACCUCCGCGAGAACCACCCCGUAAAUCACCUCGCCGAUCUCUACGAACUCGUCCAGUAUGCCGGAAAUAUCAUCCCCCGCCUGUACCUCAUGGUCACUGUCGGGACCGUCUACAUGGCUAUUGAGGAUGCGCCUGUUAAGGAGAUUAUGAAGGACAUGAUGGAGAUGAGUCGCGGAGUCCAACACCCUAUCCGUGGUCUAUUUUUGCGGUACUACCUUGCGGGUCAAGCACGCGACUGCCUUCCAUCUGGCGACAGCGAGGGGCCCGAGGGCAAUCUCCAGGACUCCAUCAGCUUCAUCUUGACAAACUUCGUCGAGAUGAACAAGCUGUGGGUGCGACUACAACAUCAGGGACAUUCGAGAGAGCGCGAACAGCGUACCAAAGAGCGCCAGGAACUGCAACUUCUCGUGGGAAGUAACCUGGUCAGACUCAGCCAAUUGGUUGACUUGGAGAACUACAAGAAGAUCUUGAACCCGUUGCUAGAGCAGAUUGUACAAUGUCGGGAUGUUCUAGCGCAAGAAUACCUACUGGAGGUUGUCACACAGGUUUUCCCUGACGAAUUCCACCUACACACGCUCGAUCAGUUCCUCUCUGCCGUUGCGCGUUUGAACCCACAUGUAAACGUUAAAGCCAUUGUCGUGGGCCUCAUGGACCGAUUGUCGUCGUAUGCGCAAAGAGAAGCCGAGUCCGAAAGCCCAGAACAGCGCAAGAAGACGGAAGAAGAGUCUAUAGCACAGCUCAUGGAACAAAUGCGGAUAGCAAAGGAGAAGAAGGCGGCCGAACCAGAGCCAGCGCCAGCGCAGCAGAAUGGAGACGCACCAGAGACUUCGGAGACGGAACCAAGCACAGAAGAGGCUUCCGAAGAACCCCCCAAACCAACGGAUACCUCUGCUGAGACUGAAGAAAACCAAGCGACCGAGACAGAUGGUGAUAUCGAGAAGAGGCGCGGUAUACCCAACAACGUCAAGCUGUUCGAGAUCUUUCACGAACAGGUACAGACGCUGGUUAAGAUGCAGCGGUUGCCAAUACAGGACACAAUCGGAUUACUGGUGUCGCUGGCAAACCUCGCCUUAAACAUAUAUCCCGAAAGACUCGAUUACAUUGACCAAGUCCUUACCUUUGCAAACCAAAAGGUCGCCGAAUACCAAAACAGCGCCGACCUACACUCACAAGCCACCCAAAGCCAGAUCCUCAGCCUCCUCCUUUCGCCGAUCAAGACCUACAUCUCUCUCUUCACCGCGCUCGCGUUACCGAACUUCAUCCCUCUUCUACAUUCACAACCGUACCCGACUCGGAGAGCAGUUGCUGGCGAAGUCGCAAGGAGUCUGAUGCGGAAUCAGACCUUCAUUGCAUCUGUAGAGAAUCUCGAAAGUGUGCUGGAGAUUCUCAAGGUCCUCAUUCGCGAAGGCAUCCAACAAGCCCAAGGAUACCCAGGUGGACCAAUCCAAAGACGAGCACAGGAGACAGAAGAGACAAUAGAAGAGCAAGGAUGGCUAGCGCGGAUAGUACAUCUCAUCCGUGGCAAGGACAACGAUACCCAAUUCAAGCUCCUCCAAGCUGCGCGCAAGUCUUUUGCCGAAGGCAACGAGCGUGUCAAAUACACAUCCCCGGCCAUUAUCACAGCAUCACUCAAGCUCGCACGUCAAUACAAGAAGCGCGAACAUUUCGAAGACAACUGGCAAUCGCAGUCAUCAGCUCUUUACAAGUUCAUGCACAAUACCCUAUCGACACUGUACACCCGCGUUACAGGUUCCGCAGAUCUCUCGCUCCGCCUCUUCAUCGCCUGCGGUCAAGUAGCAGACCAGAACGGUUUUGAAGAGGUCGCGUACGAGUUCUUCGCGCAAGCAUUUACAAUAUAUGAGGAAGCGAUUAGUGAUUCAAGAGCGCAGUUCCAGGCUGUGUGCGUCAUUGCGAGUGGCCUACACACAACGAGGAACUUUGGCAAGGAGAACUACGACACCUUGAUUACAAAGUGCGCGUUGCAUGGAAGCAAGCUACUCAAGAAGCCAGAUCAAUGUCGUGCGGUAUACCUUGCAAGUCACCUGUGGUGGGCGACUGAGAUCAGGGCGUUGGGCGAAGAGGAUCCAAAGAACCUCUAUCGCGAUGGCAAGCGUGUGCUUGAGUGCUUACAGCGUGCUCUCCGCGUGGCCGAUGCAUGCAUGGACGCUGCGGUCUCUGUUGAGCUGUUUGUUGAGAUACUCAACAGAUAUGUCUACUACUUCGACCAAGAGAACGACGCUGUCACAACGAAGUACCUCAACGGCCUCAUCGAGCUCAUCCACUCAAACUUACAAUCCAACGAGAAUGCUUCCUCGCUUGAGAACCCAAGGAAACACUUUCAGCGUACUCUGGAUUACAUAGCGAGUCGAGAGUACGAAGGCGUGGUCACGGCACCGAAGUAA
Molecule: messenger RNA, 2637 nt
Organism: Alternaria arborescens
Lineage: Eukaryota; Fungi; Ascomycota; Dothideomycetes; Pleosporales; Pleosporaceae
Exons: 7
Coding region: 1-2637 (878 amino acids)
Biological process (GO): retrograde transport, endosome to Golgi; intracellular protein transport
Cellular component (GO): retromer complex; late endosome; retromer, cargo-selective complex
Source: RefSeq, a predicted model, not a curated record